This is a messenger RNA of Planococcus citri (citrus mealybug), 1849 nucleotides long. RefSeq lists its product as uncharacterized. The record is from RefSeq and is a predicted model, not a curated record. Bases 700 to 1815 code for a protein of 371 amino acids. Lineage: Eukaryota; Metazoa; Arthropoda; Insecta; Hemiptera; Pseudococcidae. The transcript has 5 exons.
UCCACGUACCAGUGUACGUAGAUACUUAGUUAAUCAGAAAUAUGUACCCACACUUGUACAUUAAGCCUACCUACCUACAUCGCAACGCUUGUAAGUACAUAAUGAAGUGAAAAAUUAAGUUACCAGUAUCGCGAGUUGUGAAUAAUUUCGGAUAAAAUCAGCUCAGAACAAACGAUGGUCUUACAAAUCAAUUAUAGAUAACUACCUACGUGGGUUGCAAAUUUGGGAUUAAAGUCAAGUGUUGACACAUAUUUCGCUUUAUAAUGCAUCUUUCAUCAAUGAACAGACUAUAUCCAACGGAGCCCCACAUCAAUUCGUAGUUCCCUUCUCAAGAAAGAACCUCUCCUGGUCCUCUAAACAACGUUGGUUGUCUUGAAUAAAGCCAUACCUACAGUUGAGACUUCUAUCAUGGUCCAAUAAAGGAACUAUCAACCUACCUAAAUGCACAAAAACGCCAAAAAUUUUAUUGGAGCAUGAAGAUCUUAAAUACAAGUCAAUUAUUAAUCAAGAAAGACUCAAGUACACUUUUUACAAAAUGAAUUCCAGACUGAUGAACAUACAACACUUACAAGCAUAAAGCAGUCGGUUUCAGGCAAGUAUUUAACCACUUUUUGAAAACUUUGUCCUUGAAAACAUCACUCGUUUCGUUUCCACACACGUUUAUUUGCCAACUAUCUGCAUUACUUGGGUAAAAAAUAAAUGCAGGUGAAAUUAUUCAAGUGUGAAACUCGUGUAGGUGUUGAAAUAAUAACACAAGUUCUAGCAUUUUCCUCGCCAAUAGUAACAAACGAAAUGAAUAUAUUUACAAUUCUGAUCCUGUUGGAUGUUUUAUAUCAAGUAACUUCUCACUUAGCUGUGGUGACAAAUAAAAACAGCCCUUUAAAGAAUUCAGUGAUACUCAAUUUAGCACCGACAUCUACACAAACACCUGUAUAUUUUUCAAGCGUGCCUACAGUGACAAAACUUCAAUCAAAACCUCACUAUGGAAACAAUUCAAACUUAUUACAACCUCGUAACAUCGUAGAUAUUCUAAAAUCUCCUAUAGAACAAUUAUUAGACUAUUUGAUCGGAACCUUGUAUGUAAUUAACAAUAUAAUCAAGAACCAGCAAAGCUCCGCCACCCUUACUGGUCCCGAAAAACCACCAAGGGUCAUUUUUCCGAAAGCCAUCGAAAAACCUGUUGAAAAAAUCUUUCUUGCUCCAGUCAUAAAGAAAGAAAACCCUAUUCCCAAAAACAACAUCAAUAAGUCACCCAUUUUAACACCCAUCAAGCAAUCUCCCCCGCCUAAACCUAUUGUCAAGAAACCUAUCCAAUCCAUGACCAAGAAACCCAGUUUUCCACCUGACUCCACCAAUUUCAAAAAUAGCAUACUUUUCUCAUACCUCGGAGACUUGAUCGGUUUAGGAGAUUCUUCAUCCGAUCCUCUAAUAAAUGCCAAAAUUGCAGAUCGAAUACCAACUCAACAACCCGGAGUUACUGUAACUGUCGAAGGCAAAAAUAACAGUAUUUACAUUGAUAAUAUGCUCAGGUAUCCAAAUGAUGAAAUUUUCAAGAAUGAUCAUGAAGUUCGCAUACGAAUCCGGAGUGGAGAUUUUUACGUGAAUAAUAACUUAGUGUUGAAGAAAGGACGUUCCGAUCAUGAUCACGUUUUUUAUUCUACUCACGAAUUAAAACAUCGAGGAGUUUCUUACUUUGUUCUGAAGAUCUAUUCCAAUGGUACAUUGCAGUACCAUGACAAUAAAGUAAAAGCCCAGAGUGUAAAUUAUUACACUCCUGUGCUGAGUUUGGGGUCCAACAAAUUCAAUUUCUUUUAAUUCGUUUAAUAAAUUCAAUAUUAUUGACUGUGAA